Gongylonema pulchrum is the source of this 807-nucleotide messenger RNA. The record is from the annotation of a GenBank genome assembly. NCBI's taxonomy places the organism in Eukaryota, Metazoa, Nematoda, Chromadorea, Rhabditida, Gongylonematidae.
AUGAAAGCAAUGGUUAAUGAAUUGGACGACGAUUUUAUACCAUGGCUGGCGCAGUAUCUGGUGAUGAAGCGCGUCAGUAUUGAGCAGAAUUUUCAGCCACUCUACAAUCUUUUUCUUAUGGCUCUUGAGAACAAGAGAUUGGAGGAGUUCGUUAAGCUGGAAACAUUCAGGAACAUAAAAAUCCUUUUGCGAAGCGAUAAACGGCAAGCAGCAUCGAAUUUUGGCGAUCGGCAAUUGUUAAAGAAUCUCGGCUUAUGGCUAGGUGCACUCACAAUCGCCCGCGACCAUCCUAUUGUUACUGCGGAUUUGGAUAUGAAAACACUCCUGAUGGAAGCGUAUUAUAAAGGACAGCAGGAACUGCUCUAUGUCGUUCCAUUUGUUGCAAAGAUUCUCGCCUCGUGUAGUAAAAGUGUGAUUUUCGGUCCAAACUGUGCGUGGAUAAGGGCAAUUUUCAAAAUUUUGGCCGAACUUCACUGUCAGCCGGACUUAAAGCUCAAUUUGAAAUUUGAAAUCGAAGUGCUGUGUAAGGAAUUAGGUGUCGAUCUUACCAAAUUGGCCACGGAAGACGUGCUAAAGGACACGGAACGCCUUAUAAAGCUCCCGCAACAACUUAGCGAUUUGAAAGCGCUGAAACAACCCGAUCUACAGGUGCCAACAUCGCCUGUGCCAGCAUUGCGUCCUGAGGUUCCGGAGGCAGUUGCGCACGGCAUACCACAGUCGUCGUCUGCUGCUGCUGCUGCUGCUGCUGCUGCUGCUGAUGUUGACAAUCUCAUCGGCAGCCUAACGAAUAUUUCGAUGCCAAGUUAG